Messenger RNA from Pelodiscus sinensis (Chinese soft-shelled turtle), 5314 nucleotides. The record is from RefSeq and is a predicted model, not a curated record. Lineage: Eukaryota; Metazoa; Chordata; Testudines; Trionychidae.
AUGUUUCGUGGCCGCGUGGCCCAGCAGCAAGUCAGCAACGGCCCCGUGCUUCGGUCCGCCCAGGGGAUCCCCGAUGCGCAUUCAGUAACUUCCCCUUACUCACGUUUUCCACACCCGUCAGGAUGUUUUUUUAUAGCUCUCUCUCCUAUUCCCCCGGCUUGUUCCAUCAGCUCCUCCCCUUUCCUGGCUAAGAGCUGCCCCUGGUCCUGCACCCAUCACGCAUGGGCAGCAGGGCACUGCCUGUCAGUGUCUCCUCACUGUAUUUGCAGAAGGAACUGCAGAGGGAACCCGAACUGCUUGGUGGGGAUCGGGGAGCAUGUGUGGCUGGGAGAGAUUGAUGAAAAUAGCUUUCACAAUAUUGACGAUCCAAACUCUGAACGCAGGAAAAAGAACGCUUUUGUAGGCCUAACAAACCUUGGAGCCACGUGCUACGUCAACACUUUCUUGCAGAUGUGGUUUCUUAACUUGGAGCUUCGUCAGGCACUUUACUUGUGUCCAAGCACCUGCAGUGAAUAUGUCACUGGUGAAGGCAUCCCAAAAGACAGAGAUUAUGAACCCCGGACAAUUUGUGAACAUCUUCAGUACUUGUUUGCGUUGUUACAGAACAGUAAUAGAAGAUAUAUCGAUCCCUCCGGGUUUGUUAAAGCACUAGGCUUGGAUACAGGACAACAACAGGAUGCACAAGAGUUUUCAAAGCUAUUCAUGUCACUGCUAGAGGAUACUUUGUCUAAACAAAAAAACCCAGAUGUACGGAACAUUGUCCAAAAGCAGUUUUGUGGAGAAUAUGCAUAUGUCACUGUCUGUAACCAGUGUGGCAGAGAGUCCAAACUCAUAUCCAAAUUUUAUGAACUGGAGUUAAAUAUCCAAGGGCACAAGCAAUUGACAGACUGUAUCACGGAAUUUCUUAAGGAAGAAAAGUUAGAAGGAGACAAUCGCUACUUUUGUGAAACUUGUCAGAGUAAGCAAAAUGCAACAAGGAAGAUCAGGCUGCUUAGUCUUCCAUGUACACUCAAUUUGCAGCUGAUGCGUUUUGUGUUUGAUAGACAAACUGGCCAUAAGAAAAAGUUGAAUACUUAUAUUGGCUUUUCUGAAUUGCUUGAUAUGGAACCUUUUAUGGAACAAAAAGAUGGCGUCUCUGUAUAUGAACUUAGUGCCGUCCUUAUACACCGUGGGGUGAGUGCGUACUCUGGUCACUACAUUGCUCACGUGAAAGACCCACAGACUGGGGAAUGGUACAAGUUUAAUGAUGAAGACAUAGAAAAGAUGGAGGGGAAGAAACUACAACUGGGGAUUGAGGAAGAUCUAGCAGAGCCGUCUAAAUCUCAGACUCGUAAACCCAAGUGUGGGAAAGGCACUCACUGCUCUCGAAAUGCUUACAUGUUGGUGUACCGACUGCAAACACGGGAAAAAUCUGUAACGGCAGAAGUCCCAGCUUUUUUGCAGGAGCUGGUUGAACGGGAUAACUGCAAGUUUGAGGAGUGGUGUAAUGAAAUGGCAGAUAUGCGCAAACAGAGUGUGGUCAGAGGCAAAAUCAAACAUGAAGAGGUGAAGGAGCUCUACCAAAGGUUACCUGCUGAAGCUGGUUGCCCAUAUGAGUUUGUCUCUCUCGAAUGGUUACAGAAAUGGCUGGAUGAAUCUGCUCCUCCCAAACCCAUAGAUAACACUGCAUGCUUGUGUUCACAUGGCAAAUUGCACCCUGAUAAAAUAUCCAUUAUGAAGAGAAUAUCUGAGUAUGUUGCUGACUACUUUUACCGGCGAUAUGGAGGUGGCCCCAGGCUAAAUGUAAAAGCACUUUGCAAGGACUGUGUGGUAGAGAGGUGUCGGAUAUUACGACUGAAAAACCAAUUAAACGAAGACUAUAAAACUGUCACAAACUUGCUGAAAAUUACAGUAAAAGGUAAUGAUGGAUUUUGGGUUGGAAAGUCAUCCUUGCGGAGUUGGCGUCAGUUGGCUCUGGAACAAUUAAAUGAGCAAGAUGAUGAUGCAGACCAGAGUAAUGGGAAAAUGAAUGGAGAUGCACAAAGCAAAGAUGAGUCAAAUGAAGAAAAGAGGGAGGAGGAAGAGGAGUUAAAUUUUAAUGAAGACCUUGUCUGCCCACACGGUGACCUGUGCAUAUCAGAAAAUGAAAGAAAGGUUGUUUCUAAAGAAGCCUGGAUGAAGCUCAAGCAGUAUUUUCCAAAGGCCCCAGAAUUUCCAUAUAGCAAGGAGUGCUGCUCCCAGUGCAAGAUCCUGGAAAGAGAAGGAGAGGAGAAUGAAGCCCUGCAUAAGAUGAUGGCAAGUGAGCAGAAGACUGCACUCCAGAACCUGUUUCAAGACAAAUGCAGACCUUGCCUUGGUAGCUGGCCUCAGGAGACAGAUGAGCUCUACAUUGUAUCACAGUUCUUUGUAGAAGAAUGGAGGAAAUUUGUAAGAAGACCUACGAGAUGCAGUCCUGUAUCAUCAGUAGGAAACAGUGCUCUUCUCUGCCCACAUGGGGGCCUUAUGUUCACAUUUGCUUCCAUGACCAAAGAAGACUCUAAACUUAUAGCUCUAAUGUGGCCCAGUGAGUGGGAGGCAAUACAGAAACUAUUUGUUGUGGAUCACGUUAUAAAAAUCAUCAGAAUGCAAACUGCUGAGACGAGCCCUGAGAGCAUGCUUUUCGAUUCUGAGCCCAAGCUGUGUCCUGAAUGCAGAGAGGGGCUGUUAUGCCAGCAGCAGAGGGAUCUGCGCGAGUAUUCCCAGGCCACCAUCUAUGUACACAAAGUGGUGGAUAAUAAAAAGGUAAUGAAGGAAGCGGCUCCAGAACUCAACGUGAGCAGUUCAGAAGCUGAAGAGGAAAGGGAGGAAGCCAAACCAGAAGGGGAACAGGAUCCAGAUUUUAACCAGACUAAUGGUGGUGCAAAACGACAGAAAAUAUCCCAUCAGAACUACAUUGUGUAUCAAAAGCAAGGCAUCAGACGGAGUACGCGGCACAGAAAAGUCCGAGGGGAAAAGGCACUACUUGUUUCUGCCAACCAGACGUUGAAAGAGCUGAAAAUACAGAUCAUGCACGCAUUUUCAGUUGCUCCAUUUGACCAGAAUUUGUCGAUCGAUGGGAAGAUACUAAAUGACGACACUGCAACACUUGGCGACCUUGGAGUCAUUCCAGAGUCAGUCAUUUUAUUAAAGGCUGAUGAACCAAUUGCAGAUUAUGCAGCCAUGGAUGAUGUUAUGCAAGUUUGUAUGCCUGAAGAAGGAUUUAAAGGGACUGGUCUACUUGGACACUAACGUUUUUAUAACCGCUGGAGCAGAGAAAUGACCAGAAAGGAAGAGGAUUUUGACAUGGUAGGGCAUUAAAGCAAAGGUGGCUAUAGGACUAAACAGUUGCUUGACUCUUCCAGAAGGCAGGAACCCAUUCUGAAAGGACUGCCCCAAAUGCCUUACAUCAAAGCGGAUUGCACUGAAGGGACAUCCUGAUUUCAAGAGAGAAUUUCGAAUUUUAUAUUUAAUAAAACAAAAGUACAAGUAUAGUAGCAGUAACAAUAUAUCAUGUCUACGGACAAACUUCUAGCUGAGGAAAGGAGAGGCAUUCUAUUGUUUCCUUGCUCUGAUUUCAUACCACAGUCAUCUGCCCAUAAAAAAUAGGGUGACAGUAGAUCAAAACGUCUUGAUCUGUCCUAUAGUAACUCCUUAGACAUAAAUCUGCUUGCAUUCUUUGAGCCACUGUUCUUUCAGUACGACAUGGAAGAAUGUUAAUUGUGAGGAACGUCUAGCCUUUUCAGACUCAUCCAUGCAUCCCAAAAUGUAAACUGUGGCCUGCCUGCAAAAGCCCUUCCAUCAGUGGCUCUUAAACAGAGAGAUAAGGGGACAAGGACCUGCCGUCUCUGCCUCGUCUCUGCCGUCUCUCACCCAUCCUUUUGCAGUUUCAUUUCAAACAUGAAGAUGACCCUAAUUUGAAUAAUCACAUGGUCUUUCUCUGUGAAAUGUGUUUUUAGAAAUGUUGGCUAUUUUAACAACUUUUGAUACCCUCUUUCUCCAGUAUGCUACUUCCAAGAGCCAGCUCCAUUUCCACUCCACUGAUCAAUUGGGAAACCUUGAAUUGAUCUUCAUUAGAAAAUUGGAAUCAGAUGCUGAAGGGGGUGGGGUGUCCUACUUUGUGGGAGUGGACUUACCUUUUUUCUUUACAUCUUCGGUAAUUUCCGGAAAGGAUCUCUUCCUGGCCCUAUUAAAUACUAGCUGGAAAUAGCUUUACUGCUCAAUAUGGAAAAGGACAUUGUCAAGGUAUCUUUUAUAAUAAAGUUAGCUACUGCCUGGUAGCUUCAUGCUCCCUUAGCAAAUUAGCCUCUUGCUGACUUUGUGCUCCAGCUCCAGACAGGGUGCUGAGGGUUGGACUUCACUAGGGUUUAUUGGUUUUCUCGGACUGUUAGGAGCAGAACUCCUGUAUUGACCGAUCCCGUGAGCUUUCCAGGCAGAUUUAAGGAGUUGGGGGGGGGGUAUAAAAACCUGGGCUUGGUAACCUUGAUAGUGGAGGUCUUAAAUUUUACCUUUUCUCAGAAAAGUUACAGCUCCCCUUCAUUCAAUGACGAAUGGUUUUUUGCCAUACUCGUUCUCUCCUCUCCCCCCAAAUCUUUUAGGGACGGUCGUAGGGCAUUGCAGCAACAGGUCUGGACCAGUGAGGGGCAAAACAAUUGAUACCAGGUGCCCAUUUGGAGCAAUUGUAAAACCACAAAUAGGCUCGGAAAGCAUUCAGAAAAGGGGACUUAUAUUGAGAUGAUUUUGUACUUCAAGAUUCGGGGCUUAGAUCCAAUAAAAGGGCUGGAUCUUGGAGGUAAACCAGUGUGGCUGAGCAGUUUAUUCUUUCCCAAGGUAAAGACUUCAGUUAAAGUUCAAAAUGCUACUGUUAGUGCUUGAGUAAGCAACUCUCCUUCCCUAACAGGCUUGUUUGCCUGAAGGAUUUUAUUCUUCGUUUAGAUGUGCAGCAUUCACUCAUGUACAUAGCCCCUGGGAAUUGGAUAUUUUUUUCAAUUUGCUGAGGGGGUUUUCGGGGAGGGGGUGUUUUUAUUUUAUUUUUUUUGUUACUAGAGUCUGUUCCUUGAGAUUACAAUGUUCCAAACCGGAGUGUCUCAAACGGCCCAGGAGAGGCUUGUAACCCAGGCUGUGUAGGGAGGCACGACUGUAGGAGGGAUGUCCCGAUGUACCCAAGGACCUCGGUGUUGCUAUUCUUCCAGCUGUGCAGGGGAACAAGGACAAGAUGGGAUCAAACGCGCAUUCACCGGUUUGUCUGUAUUUGCAAACCUACUGGACUAACAUUGUCACUUGAGCUGUGGAAGCCUUAUUAAAGUGCAUACACAUGGUC